AUGACAGCUCAUGAAAAACUUCACUGGCCUAAGACAGAGCUUUCUAGGAAAUCAAUCCUGAGUCUGGAAGUAGAUAAGCUGAACAUUAAUAAUGAAAACAGCCUCCAGCAUCCACCUUCUGGGAUCCUUAAGGACAUUUUCACGACAGGAACCAGUAGCUACAAUGUCCUUCUGCAGAGCAAGGAGGAGAAAAAACACCACGCUCAAAAGCAGUCAUCUGCUCACCACAAGAAACACAGGAAAACCUCCAAGUGUUCUACCACCUUGCGAAGCAACGAGCACCGCAAAGUCAAAGCCCCGCUCCCCUUGCUCAGCAGUGGGUGGUACUGCACAAACAGGCAGCCCUCCAUCAUCGUCACUAGCCCAGUGGCUACCGGUGUGAAGUUUACAAACAGUAUUUCAGUUGCAGGGAGCAGCACGGGACUGCCACCUCGACCCAGAAGUAGAACUAAGAGGCAUUUUAAUCUGACAAAGCCAAAGCAGUCCCAGUCCUCAAAAAGCAAGGGAAAAGAAGGCGAUGUGUCUGGCCAAAAACUCUGUUUACUAACUGCAAUCAAGCCCUCCAAUGUGGAGAAAGAGAAGAUUAAAUUCUUCAACUCAGAUUUCACAUACAAUCCUCAAUUUGAAUAUGAAAACCCUGCUCUGCCAAAUGUGUUAGCUAAGCACAGCCAUGCAUCUGACAGGUUUCUUAAGCAGUCCAUCAACAUUAUGGAACGAACAUUGCAGAAAUAUGGAAGCUAUGAAAAAUUUGAACAGGCCACUGGAGGCAGCUUGCUGACCAAAAGUCGCAUCUGGAAUCGUGUCAGGAAAUACAUGGUGAAAGAAGGCUGUCUUGGUGAGAUUGUGGUCCAUCUCACGGAGGACCUGCUAUCUCGAGCCUCAAUGACAGUGGUGAAUGGCCGCCCCACUCUCACUAUCAAUAUCUCCACUGCACGAGAGCACUGGCUGGAAGGGAUGCUGAGACACGAAAUUGGAACUCAUUAUUUUCGUGGUUUUAACAACAACAGCCAGCCUUGGUGCAACCGGAAUGGACGUAGAAAACAUGGGUUAAAACCAAUCAACCCUACAGAAGAGGGGCUGGCGAGCAUUCACAGUGUACUGUUCCGCAAAGACCCUUUUCUUUGGAGAGCUGCCCUGCUCUAUUACACAGUGUAUCAAGCUAGCCAAAUGUCCUUCAGUCGGCUUUUCCAGGACGUGGGAAAAUUUGUCAAAGACCCCAGUACUAGAUGGGAUUACUGCGUAAGAGCCAAGAGAGGGUGGACUGACACAUCACAACCAGGCUGUUUCAAUAAGGAUCAGGUGUACUUGGAUGGCAUCCUCCGAAUCCUGAGAUACAGGGAGUCCAUUGAUUUCUAUCUUCUGACAGCCCUUGGAAAGAUCUCAUACGAGGAUGUGGAUCGCCUGAAAGGAUUAGCUGUGAUUGAGAACAUGAGGGUGCCUCACUUUUUGCAAGACCAUGCCCGGUACAUGGAGCACUUGGAAAAGAUCAUGGAAGUCAAUGAACUGACUGAUGAGGAGCUCCAGGAUCUCAUAAAUUAACAGUAGUAGCCCACCUUUGUGAGGAGGUAGAACCGAUCUUCCCUGACCUUGCAAAAAUGGACUUACGAGGAGUGGGAGGGAAGGGUGGCCAGAAUAUGUGGAAUUCAGGAAAAGCUCCGUUAUGUUCCUUUUGCAUCGUGAUUGUAUACUGAUUAGUUUUUAAAGGGACUGUGCAUUUUUUUUUAAAUUUGGCUUAGAAAUUCCUCUGCAGUGAUCUGUCCAAUCAUUUAUUCUAUUUUGUAUGCUAGGUAUAGUGUUUGGUGCUGUCUCUUGUAAUAUACUGUCUUUUCCCACCCAGGUUUAGAGGUGGAAGAAAGGAGAAGGAAGAGAAAUUCCCCUUUAGUUCACUUGUGUUUGCCUUAUCUUUGGUCAUAGCUUUCACAGUUCAUAGAACAACCUACAGCAGUUCUAUUGCUGCAUUGUUGUCUGCAUUACUUUCCCAUUUAGUCGUCAUUGCAAUGAAAACAGAAAGUUUAAAAACGGUGCACAGAAGCAGGUCUUUGUGCCACAGGAUCAGAGCUCUGUAAUGUUAUAAAACA
Molecule: messenger RNA, 2078 nt
Organism: Manacus vitellinus (golden-collared manakin)
Lineage: Eukaryota; Metazoa; Chordata; Aves; Passeriformes; Pipridae
Gene: MATCAP2
Product: KIAA0895 ortholog
Exons: 7
Coding region: 1-1539 (512 amino acids)
Source: RefSeq, a predicted model, not a curated record